AUGUCGUCAGUCACGCGAUCCCAAACCUCUGCAGCGCCCUUCACUCUGACGGUAGCGUCCCGUCAGACGCGCAAGAACAAGGCCACCUCUUCAGCUUUUCCCCUCAUCAUUCAGCUCAACACCGACCAACCGACGCUCAAGCAGCUCAAAUCGGCCAUUCAUCAAAAGCAUGCCGGCUUGACUGCAGAGAGGCAGCGCAUCACUACAGAGGAGAAAAAGGCCUUGCUGGAUGAGGACAAACGCUUGACAGAGGCGGGUGUCCGCAACGGCGAUACGCUCUACGUCAAGGUGUGUCCAGGCUGCAUGCACAGAUGCCUCUGUUCAACGAGGUGUCGCUUGCUCAUCCUCCUCCUCCUCCUCCUCUCCCCCUAUCGCUCUGUCUGGUUGCAGGACAUUGGUCCACAAGUGGCCUGGCGAACAGUGUUCUUGGCAGAGGUGAGUCGCAGAGGGGCCUUCGCCUUCGCCUUCGCGAAGCAGAACCCGCAAUGACCUGCUCACCCGCACUCAUCUCCCUUGCAGUAUGGUGGUCCGCUGAUCAUCAAUCCUCUGCUCUACUUUGCGGCGCCUCGCAUUUGGGGAGCUUACGAGCCAUCCAGGAUGCAAGCGUGAGCAUACAUGGCGGGCGUGAGGAGCAGCAGCCUCUCGUGGCUCGUAUGUAUGCGCUGCGUUGACUUUUGUGCGGCCAUCUCUCCACAGCUUGUCCACAACCCUCGUCACUUUGCACUACCUCAAGCGAGAGUACGAGACAAUCUUUGUCCACAGGUUCUCAAACGCCACAAUGCCGAUCCUGAACCUCUUCAUGAACACUGCCUACUACUCGUUUCUUUCUGGAAUCUUUCUUAGUGGCAGCAUCAACAUUCCAGCAAAUUCUGCUGCCAAGCUCAAGGGAACUUUGCGCGAUUCGGAUGCUUGGUUGAUCGGAUGCACAGUCGCUUGGCUCGCCUUUGAGACCCUCAACUACUCUACGCACAUUGCUUUGCGCAACUUGCGACCGGCAGGAACGAGAGAGCGCAAGAUUCCUCGUGGGGGCUUGUUCGAGUACGUCAGCUGUCCCAACUACUUUUACGAGGUACGUCGUGCAUGGUCGGCUGGCGAGCUCAACGUCGCUGCGCAGAGAAUAGCCCGUGUAUGCCGCUCGCGCUCGCAUGUGAUCCAAGGCCGGUUUGAAGACGCUGCGCUGAAUACACAUCUUUUGCGGCCCCUUUUACGCAGAUUUUAGGCUGGGUCGCCAUCAGCGCCCUGACGUUGAGCCCAGCUGCAGCGCUCUUCUCAGUCGCGGGCGUCUUCAUCAUGACCAAUUGGGCCUUGGGCAAGCAUCGUGUGAGUUCUGAUGCGCGGCGAGACUGUGGCUAUUUUCGACUAAGAUACACCUCCCCGCGAAUUGCACAGAACUAUCGCAAAGAGUUCAAAGACUAUCCUCGCAAGCGCAAAGCUCUCUGGCCUUUCUUGGUGUAA
Messenger RNA from Ceraceosorus bombacis, 1455 nucleotides. Lineage: Eukaryota; Fungi; Basidiomycota; Exobasidiomycetes; Ceraceosorales; Ceraceosoraceae. The record is from the annotation of a GenBank genome assembly.